AUGGACGUCCUCCUGCCCACUCCUCGGCAGACCGGCACGCGCCCUGCGGAUCACAAGCAACCCUUUAUGUCGGUGGUGCCGUCCCUUCCUCACACUGAGGAGGCAGGACCGCCCGGACCUCCUCCGGAACCUCCACCUGGCGUGUCCACGGCACCUCCUCGUAGAAUGACGAGUAGCGGAUCAACGUCGUCCUGCCCAAGCUGCAGCAGCGUCUUCUCGUCCGUCCACAAUAUGAAGGCACACGGCCGACGCACUAACCCUGGCACUCCAAUCGUUGCAGAAGGCCUCACACGUGGAUUCUGCGACAGCUCCACGGUCUUCCCAACAAGUGCCUCACGCGCAGGUCACUACCGAAAAUGUCAAGCGUAUCAACGAGCAAAAAACGGACAACGCACCUCUGCAAGCUCCAAUGAAAGCCGUAGCCCUUCAGCCACUCCUCUGCUGCAACCCCCACCAGCCGCUGAGCCCCGACAAUACACGGGAGGCCCUGCCGCACACGCUGUGGGAAUGCCGCGUCCUCGACAACUGAGCAUCCGACUAUUUGGGAACACACCCUCUCGCACGACAGCAACGUUCAAGAAGGAAAAACCGGCCACAUCGCUACGGACAGCCCGCAGGCCAUUAAACGAACAGUGGCAGCAAAGUAUAACGAAACAAAUACCUCCCUUUUCUCAGCAUAGAAAAACAAUGUCACCUUCGCAAUCGCAAUUGCCACCAAUGAAUUCAUUGCGCAAUACCGCUCUGAGCUGCAAUACUUCCUGGUAUCAUCCAGGUCCCUUGUCGACACAUCGAUGCGGGUGGGCGCCCAUCCAUUCCUCCCAAUGA
Trypanosoma cruzi is the source of this 825-nucleotide messenger RNA. RefSeq lists its product as uncharacterized. The record is from RefSeq and is a predicted model, not a curated record. NCBI's taxonomy places the organism in Eukaryota, Euglenozoa, Kinetoplastea, Trypanosomatida, Trypanosomatidae. Bases 1 to 825 code for a protein of 274 amino acids. The transcript has a single exon.